AUGGUAAUAUCUAUAAAAUUAGGAAUUGACCAGUUUGGUAAACAGUUCUUUAAAAAAAAUAGGUCCAAAAGACCGCUAUGGAAUACUUGGUCUAAUUGUAAAUUUUCUUCAAAUACUAAAUCGCCGUCGUCUCCUUCAGAAUUACCCAUUGAUAAGUCAACAUCUGUAAAUAACCAACCAAGUUUGGCUGAACCUUUACCAGGUUUAUCAAAAAUAAUUUAUACAGUUGAUAAAGGAGAGCAAUUUAAAACCCAUGUGACAACUUUGCCCAAUGGGUUAAGAGUUGCUUCUGAAAAAAAAAUGGGACAGUUCUGUACUGUCGGAGUCGUAAUCAAUUCAGGGUGCAGAUAUGAAGCAAAUUAUCCCAGUGGCAUAUCACAUUUUCUGGAAAAAUUAGCUUUUGGUUCAACUUCUGAGUUUCUCAACAAGGAUAAAAUUUUAUUUGAGUUGGAAAAAUAUGGAGGGAUAUGUGAUUGUGAAGCCUCAAGGGAUGCUUUUGUUUAUGCUGCAUCAGCUGACAUUAAUGGAUUAGACCCAGUCAUAAAAGUUUUAGGAGAAGUGACUUUGAGACCUAAAUUGGCUCCAGAGGAGGUGGAAUUGGCCAGACAAACAGUUCAAUUUGAACUUGAGUCAUUGCUCAUGAGACCUGAACAAGAACCUCUUUUAAUGGACAUGAUUCACGCUGCUGCUUACAAAGAUAAUACUCUUGGUUUACCAAAAAUAUGCCCUGCAGAAAACAUAGAAGUUAUUAGUAGGGAACUCCUUUUCACUUAUUUAAAAAAUCAUUACACUCCAAAAAGAAUGGUUAUUGCAGGAGUAGGAGUUGAACAUGAAAAACUACUCGAAAGUGUUAAUAGGUAUUUUGUUGAAGAAGAGCCGAUUUGGGAAAAAGAUAAAAGCUUAGUACUUAAAGAAGAAAUAGGUGUAGAUGAUUCAAUUUCACAAUACACAGGAGGAAUGAUACAGGAACAAUGUGAAAUCCCUCUUUACGCGGGUCCCUCAGGAUUACCAGAAUUAGCUCACAUUGUUUUAGGUUUUGAAGGUUGCUCCCAUAAAGACCCUGAAUUUAUUGCUGUGUGUGUAUUAAAUAUGAUAAUGGGAGGCGGAGGUUCUUUUAGCGCUGGAGGUCCUGGAAAAGGAAUGUAUACGAGGCUGUACACCAACGUUUUAAACAGGUUUCAUUGGAUGUACAAUGCAACUGCUUACAACCACGUGUAUGGAGAUACCGGAUUGUUUUGCGUUCAUGCAAGUGCUCCACCUCAAUACGUAAGAGAUAUGGUACAAGUAAUCGUACAAGAAAUGUUAAAUAUGACGGGAGAAAUUUGUCCGAUAGAAUUAAAAAGAGCUAAAACGCAAUUACAAUCAAUGUUGUUGAUGAAUUUAGAAUCAAGAGCUGUCAUUUUCGAAGAUAUUGCACGACAAGUUUUAGCCACAAACCACAGGAAACCUCCCGAAUAUUUUAUCGAUGCCAUAGAAAAAAUAACGGAAGAUGAUGUUAGAAAAAUAGCACGAAAACUUGUCAGUACGAAACCAUCGGUUGCAGCGAGGGGUGACAUACGAAAAUUACCAUCUUUUUCAGACAUUCAAGCAGCUGUCCUCGACGCGGAAGGAAGACUACCGGGAGGACAAGGUCGAUUGUCUCUUUUUCGAAAUACCCAUCACCGUAAAUAG
Molecule: messenger RNA, 1671 nt
Organism: Pediculus humanus corporis (human body louse)
Lineage: Eukaryota; Metazoa; Arthropoda; Insecta; Psocodea; Pediculidae
Product: mitochondrial-processing peptidase alpha subunit, mitochondrial precursor, putative
Exons: 13
Coding region: 1-1671 (556 amino acids)
Cellular component (GO): mitochondrion
Molecular function (GO): metalloendopeptidase activity; metal ion binding
Source: RefSeq, a predicted model, not a curated record